AUGGAUCAUCUGGGUGGUGGAUACGAGCAGUCUGCUCUUUUCAAUGCAAAUGGGCUGCUUGAUGUCUGGCACACAAAUCGAACUCCCAUCAUUCUUCUCGCGCUCGGCGGGCUUCUGCUGUUUCGCCUCUACAUCCACGUAUACGAAGAAAAACCCGACUUAAAGACGAUUCCAAAACUCUACGAAAAGGCGCCCACACAAAAGUUGGAAAAUGUGCCCCAGCGACAGGUACAAGAGAAGACCGCUGUCAAGCCCGCAGGCCCGCGUAGGAUCAAAGGCGGCGUUGUGAAAAAGCCUGAGACGAGCGAAGAACCAAUCGAUCCUACAAAACCCGUCAAAAUCCUCGUAUUCUUCUCAUCAAUCACCACAAAGACGGAAAAGAUUGGCCGGGACUACAUUGCGCAGCUUGAAAAGUCUGUCCAACAGCUCGCUGCCGAAACCAAGCACCCAGUUCUUGCGCCCGAGCUUCUCGACCUGACCGAGAUCGACUUUGACGACUACUUCAUUGCGCCACCUAAGAGCGACGAUGGAGCACAAUUUCUCUACCUCUUCCUGAUACCCAGCUAUAAUAUCGAUUCCAUCAAUGACACAUUCCUCGAGCAUCUCCAAGAGACGCACCACGAUUUUCGAAUCGAUACAGCGCCGCUCUCGCCGCUGCUGGGAUACUCGGUGUUUGGAUUUGGUGAUCGCGAAGGAUGGCCGGACGAGAGUGAAGGCUACUGCUUCCAGGCCAAGGAGCUGGACAAGUGGAUGGCGAAGCUUACCGGGCGCAAGCGAGCAUACCCCGUUGGCAUGGGCGAUAUGAAAAGUGACCAUGCUAAGCGCUUUACUGAAUGGGCGAGCGGUGUUGAGGAAGUAUUUGCCCAAGUCAUCCGCACCGGGCACCUUGGACAAGGUGUACCAGGCAGUGGCGCCGCUGUGGAGAGCGACGACGAAGCGGAAGAGGAAGACUAUGACGACGGCGAGGUGGUAUUCGACAACGAGAAGCCCUCAAAGCGUGAAAAUGGCAACAAGUCCGGUAGUCUUGACGAUGUGGAAGACCUAGGACGCAUGAUUAGGUCGCAAGGUGGUGAUGCCAAUCCGAAAGCUCCCAUAGCUGUUGAUUUUACCACCUACAACAACUCCAAGGGUACUGCGCAAAACAAGGCCAAGGAGAUGGUUGCCAAGAACUCUCCCACGUAUGCCGCCCUCACAAAGCAAGGUUACGCUAUUGUUGGAUCGCAUUCCGGCGUCAAAAUUUGCAGAUGGACCAAGUCCGCUCUGCGUGGACGAGGCAGUUGCUACAAGUACUCGCUGUACGGCAUCAACUCCCACCAGUGCAUGGAGACGACCCCAUCACUCUCGUGCUCCAACAAGUGCGUGUUCUGCUGGCGUCAUGGCACCAACCCCGUUGGCACCACUUGGCGCUGGGUCGUUGAUCCGCCAGAGAUGAUUUUUGACGGCGUCAAGGAAAAUCACUACAAGAAGAUUAAGAUGAUGCGCGGUGUACCGGGCGUUCGUGCGGAUCGUUUUGCCGAAGCUCUCAAGAUCCGCCACUGUGCGCUCUCCCUUGUUGGCGAGCCCAUCUUCUACCCCUACAUCAACGAAUUCCUUGGCAUGCUGCACAAAGAGCGCAUCUCCUCGUUUCUGGUGUGCAACGCGCAGCACCCGGACCAGCUGGCCGAUCUCAAGGCCGUGACGCAGCUCUACGUCUCCAUCGACGCCUCCAACAAGGACUCGCUGCGCAAGAUUGACCGCCCCCUCCACCGUGACUUUUGGGAGCGCUUCAACCGCUGCCUGGACAUUCUGCGCGAGAAGCGCUUUCGCCACCGCACCGUCUUCCGCCUGACCCUCGUCAAGGGCUUCAACGUCGAGGACGAAGCCGAGGGCUACGCCCGGCUCAUCGAGCAGGGCCUGCCCUGCUUCGUCGAGAUCAAGGGCGUCACGUACUGCGGGACGUCCACGUCCUCCAACGCCGGCCUCAGCAUGUCCAACGUCCCCUUUUACUGGGAGGUCUGCGACUUUGUGCGCGCGCUCGACAAGCGCCUCCAGGAGAAGGGCCUCGCGUACGGCAUCGCCGCCGAGCACGCGCACAGCUGUUGCGUCCUGCUGGCGAGCGAGCGCUUCCACGUCGACGGCCGGUGGCACACGCACAUUGACUACGACCGCUUCUUCGAGCUGCUGGAGGAGCGCGGGCCCGACGGCGACUGGACGCCGGAGGACUACAUGGGUCCGCCGACGCCGGAGUGGGCGCUCUGGGGCAAUGGAGGGUUCGACCCGCGUGAUGAGCGCGUGGAUCGCAAGGGGAGGAAGAAGGAAGCCAUCGUCAUUCGGGAGGCCCCCGAAUAG
Molecule: messenger RNA, 2328 nt
Organism: Cordyceps fumosorosea ARSEF 2679
Lineage: Eukaryota; Fungi; Ascomycota; Sordariomycetes; Hypocreales; Cordycipitaceae
Product: flavodoxin and radical SAM domain protein
Exons: 2
Coding region: 1-2328 (775 amino acids)
Biological process (GO): wybutosine biosynthetic process
Molecular function (GO): 4 iron, 4 sulfur cluster binding; catalytic activity; FMN binding
Source: RefSeq, a predicted model, not a curated record